CUCUCUCAGGUGUGGACACACCAGGCCAGAGGCAGGAGGGUAACUGCCCACCGGCCUUGACUGAGUCUGUAAGAGGCGGGGCAUCUGCCUGCCCUCUGGGCCACUCCUGGAGGCCGUUUCCCCUUGGCGAGCCCACGUCCCCCUUCUUCUCUCCCCAGAAGCUGGAAGCAAAGCUCUCUCCAUCCCUCUGUCCUCACUGGAAGUGACUUUAGGGGAGGCUGACCAAGCUGCCUGCCCACUUCUUGUGGCCCAGAAAUAAAAGGGACUCAGGAGACGGGGUCAGAAAGCCUUGGAGUCCUGGCAAGCGAUGCUGUGGCUGCUGUUCCUGACCGUCUUCCUCUUGGGGAGCUCCAUCGCUCGGACCCCAGCACCCGACCCUGAGAAUGAGCUGGUGGGCAUCGUCGGGGGCAACAGUGCCCCCCAAGGGAAGUGGCCGUGGCAGGUCAGCCUGAGGGUCUACGUUUAUCACUGGGCCUUCUGGAAACACGUCUGCGGGGGCUCCCUCAUCCACCCCCAGUGGGUGCUGACAGCUGCCCACUGCGUUUCCCGGAAGGACGCCGACCCGUCAGCCUUCCGGAUCUACGCCGGGAACGUGUAUCUCUGGGGUGAGGCACUACUCAACGUAAGCCGUGUCCUCGUGCACCCCAAAUACGUCACUACCAAUCUGGGCUCUGACCUGGCCCUGCUGCAGCUAUCCAAAGCCGUGGACAACACUGCUUACGUCAGGCCGGUCCAGCUGCCCUCCGCCUCUCUUGACGUCACCCCAGAACACCAGUGCUGGGUGACUGGCUGGGGCACUAUCAGCAUGAACCAGUCACUGCCUCCGCCCUACUGUCUGCAGCAGGUGAACGUGCAGGUGGUGGAAAACGAGGUCUGCAACCAGCAGUACCACAAGGCCUGCGGGCACUUCUUUGGCGACAGCAGGAUUAUCCAGAGUGACAUGCUGUGCGCCGGAAGUGAGGGCCGGGACUCCUGCUACGGUGACUCCGGUGGCCCUAUGGUCUGCAGGGUGAGCGGCUCCUGGAGCUUGGUGGGAAUAGUCAGCUGGGGCUACGGCUGUGCCCUGCGCAACGUUCCUGGGGUCUACACGCGCGUGGCGACCUACGUGCCCUGGAUCACAGAGCAAAUCGGGAGCAUCCAGGACUCCUUGACCGCUGGGGGAUGCAGCAGGAAGAUGCUGGGGAAGUGACAGGGGGCGAGGCCCCGGAAGCCCGAGAUUGCCUCCCUGUACCGUGUGCACCUGAUUAAAGAGCUUGAAGAGU
Rhinolophus ferrumequinum (greater horseshoe bat) is the source of this 1262-nucleotide messenger RNA. Its product is annotated as serine protease 29-like. NCBI's taxonomy places the organism in Eukaryota, Metazoa, Chordata, Mammalia, Chiroptera, Rhinolophidae. The record is from RefSeq and is a predicted model, not a curated record. Gene Ontology annotation, biological process: proteolysis. Gene Ontology annotation, molecular function: serine-type endopeptidase activity.